This is a messenger RNA of Pocillopora verrucosa, 2970 nucleotides long. Lineage: Eukaryota; Metazoa; Cnidaria; Anthozoa; Scleractinia; Pocilloporidae. The record is from RefSeq and is a predicted model, not a curated record.
AUGUCUUUUAUAUUGUGUACUGAAAACAAAUACCUCAAACAAAUAAUUUCCCUAGCUAAUGAGGAGGUAAAAAAAUUGGCGGAUAAAGAAGAUGCAACAGUAGACACUGAAGACAAUAAAAAGACUUUGAUCAAAAGUGGAGAACUUGGAGGAGAGGAAGACACCUGGCACCUGAGGGAAGCUGGCGCCUCUAUCAAACUUAACAGUGAAGCUGUCCAACAACCCUUGCCGUUUACAUGUAGAUGCUUAUUGUGGAACCCCAGGAGCCUCUCCCUACCCAUUGCCAGUGAUGAGAUAUUGGUUAGCAGUGUUAUUGAACUAUCUCAUGAUGGCCCACCAGAUCUGGAGUACAGGGAAAGUGUGGAGGGGUUAAGUUUUACUGUAGCUUUGUUGCACAGUGCCCCAAAUUUGGAGGAGUAUGAGGUGGUUAUCAAGCAACUGACUGACGAAGAGAACAAUGAAUGGAAGGAAUUGAAGACAGAGAAUACUUGGCAUGGAUCAGAAACUUCAACAGUUCCCAGGUGGCUUUUCCCAUUUGCACAAGCUGUUUGUACUGAAUCAAGAGUUUCUUCAUUUGCUGCAAUCUGGCGUCCUAGGUCUUUCAUCUUUACAAGAGGUACUACAAUAAGUCCGGAAUUGACCUGUAUUGUGCCUGACUUUCCUGAUGUCAGUGUUCAAAUUCCUCAGAGUUGUGUUCCUGUUGAUCAAGAUUUCUGUGUGACAAUCCAGGUACAAGAAUUUCCAAGCAGUGAGCUUAAAGGAGAGGGAGGAUUUGUCGGUCCAGUUCUUAACAUUUCAGCCUCUCAAAAUAUUGCUCUCAUCGCGCCCGUAACAAUAAGUAUUCCUCUCACCCUCCGUAAAGGAAAACAAGAGUUGACAGAGUUAUAUACUGGCGAGCUGAAGAUAUUACACUGUGAGUCACUAGUUGAACCACAUGAAUGGAAAGACAUUACAGAUCAAUUGGAUGAACCGCCUCGUCUUCUAGAUGGGAAAGUGCUAUUCAAAGUUCGGCAUUUCUCUAGAUUCCGCCUAAUCAAGUUGACCAGAUCACUUUUACAAUCUGCUUCAGGCUUCAUAGAGUUUGUAAAAAAACUUUGCAGUAGGUCUAGGCCUCAGCAUGCCCGAUUUUGUACGUGCUUGCGUAAGACCUCUGUUCGUGGACAUUUUGGACUCAAAAUUUUCUGCUAUCCUCCAAGCCUGCAAUAUGAUGUAAGCAGGCAAAUAUCAGAAUCUUUAGUGCCCUACAAAGACGAAGGCAGCUCUUUAAGACCAGUGUGUGAAGAUGAGAAAAUUUUGGUGUCUCUUUCUGAGGCAAUCAUACCCCAAGGCACAGACGAGAAAAAUGCCUUACAAUUUGUGAGAUUCCACCAGGACAAAGUUUUUAACACAGGUGGUGAAGUUUGCUUAGGAAGUGAGAGUGUUCCAGGAGUGAAGUUUUUCGACCAAAGUGGUGAACUUUUGUGCAACAUGACCAUAGUAUUAGCAUCUCAAAUCCGGCAAAUACCUGAGAAAACAAAGCGGCCACACCAGGAUCCGGUCUUCUGGUCCUUUAAUCAAGUUCCUGUUCCUGUCACCUCUGACUUUGAAGAAGGAAGUGAGUCAUCGCCAUGCAGCCCUAGGAAGAGGAAACGCCAAUCUGCAGAUUUCUAUAUGGUUAAAGAUGGUAUACCAUCAGAUCGCGAGUUACAAGAGCUGUCUCUGAAACUUGGAGAAAAAUGGAAGGAAUUGGGAAGCUGUUUAGGAUUCGACAACGCUGCCAUAACUAACUUGAAUGGAGACAAUGAGCAGUUGGCAAGGAAGGCUUACCGUAUGUUAUUGGAUUGGAAACAAAAAGAAGGCUGCCAAGCCACUUACACGGUUUUGUACAAUGCCUUGUGUGACAAAUUGGUGGAGUGUAAACUUCUAGCAGAAAACUUUUGUUGCGUUGAGGUUGAAGGCAAUGCCUCUCCUUAGUCUUAUAUUAUAAAAAGUGAGUCGUUUCUCUACAGGGGCGUAGCUAAUUGUACGCACGGUACGCACGUGCGUACUUAAAAAAGUCGAAAGUAAAAAAAUAAAACACGAAAGUGAAAAACAACAAAAAAGCAUAAAAGAGAUAAUUGUUUUAAAAAAGCAGUUUGCCUCAACUCAUUUAACCGUGGUUGUUUUUGUAUGUUUUUUUUUUAAAUGUAUAUUUUCUAAAUAUAAUCAGAUUGUCUUUAAGGUGCUGCAGUCAAUGAAUCGAAGAAGACGACAAAAAAUUUUUACAACUUAGUCAUCAUUUCAUAUACAGUAAAAAAGUUAGGCUCACAAUGUAACCUCGCCUUUAGUCAAGUCACCUGAAAAGGAUUUGGGACUUGGGGGUUGGGGGUGGGAGGGAUUCGAAUAAUUAUGGAUACCUUUUGAAAACUCCUAGUUACACCUCUGCUCUAGUACGUCAUAUGUCUUUGUGAGUACUCCAAAUAGCGUUUGUAUCGAGCAUUCGCGCUCAGUAAGUCGUUCAUUUUGUCUUGCGCUCGAAGAUAAGGAGAAAAUUAGCUUUAGAGUAUAGAUAUUUACACGUAUUUUUGCAAUCAAGAAACGCUGGCCAAAGAACAUUGAGGUCGGAAUUCAUUCGAAUGUCCAGCACAUGUUAUGCACAUUACCACCCUGAAGCAUCUAAUUUAAUUCCUCACAGUUUAAAAUUAGAAUGCAUUUUCUCCUUACUGUUCUCUGUGCAUUUCCUAAGGAAUGGACAUAAAUAAUUACAUAAAUAAUUAUUUUAAAAGUCAAGAGUUUCUUAAGUUGGUGAUCAGUUACUUUAUGCUCAUGUUCUUAAUUUCUGUCUCAGGACCCUGUAAGGAGAAAUUAGAUGCUAGACACUGUUUGAGUUGAAUUAAUCGUUUGUGGUGAGCUUGAAGUAACAGCGUAAUUUUGCAUAGAGUGAGAUUCCCCCUGUGCUAGUCUGGUGGAUAAGCAUAAAACAUAUAAUGGCCUUAUUACAGAAUAAAAUUU